AUGCCUCACGAUCUUCUAGCGCUGCCAUCUUUCACCUGCAAGGCUAGAUGUUGUAGCGCUUUACUUCUCCUCCUCGAGUUAGCGAGCACCGCUGCUCUCUUUGUGCUCUAUGCGCUGUCUUCGCUUCACCACACUACGCUGAUUCUCAGCUGCGCGGUCGGUGUGGUGAGUAUUCUCUGUGGACUUACGGGAGUUUGCAGAUCGACUCCAGCGGCAGUGGCCAGCUUCAUGGUUGGAAUCGGGUCCUGUUUUGGCUUUUCAGUCCUUGGAGGGCUGUGCCUCUUGUUCACUGCAGACGUCGAGCUCGAGGUCGCGGCAUACCUCGAGAAAUCGCUCCUCCUACGCGAUAUUGAGAACAGAGAGAAGCUACUCACUGAGACGAAGAGGAUACUGGAAAUUGCAGCGACAGUUCUCAUCGUGGAUGCUACUGCGCACCUGUGUUUUAGUUUAUAUCUACGCCGACUACUAGGCGAGCGACGCGCGGCUGUAGCGUUCCUCCAGAUUUUCAGCGUUAUCAUGUUCCCGCUCUCCCUUUUCCUCAUUAUUGGUGGGAACUACGUCGUCGACACUGGAACGCUGGCCUCGGCUCCAUACGCAGGCCUCGCAAUCUUUGCCAGCGGGGUUCUGCUAUUAAUUGUAGCGCUUCUUGCCUUUGUGGGAGGAAACUUUGAGUAUCGCCGACUUCUGUCGAUCUGCUACUUGCUGUCGGCCCUCAUCGGAGCGUGUUCAGUGGUGCUGGCAAUCACCUGCUUCGCUGGACGCAGCUACGUAGAGGACAACAUCCUCCAGAACUGGGAAAGUAUCCGCAUCCUGCUGCCCCCAACGUCUCAAGUGGUGUACGACCGCAAUCGGUUUGCAGCGGCGAUGCGCUCCAAUUUGAACGCGGUUGCUUACGUGGGGCUCCUAUCAGGGCUCUUUGUACUAUCCGAAGCGGGUAUGAGCUUGUCACUGAUGCGUCACGCAGCUUCAUGGAAGCAGCGCCUUGCGCGCGCAAAGCGCAGCAUUAAAGACCUCCAGCAAACUGCUGUCAGUCUCGAUCCGGUCGAUGUGAACGCUAGCGUCCCCGAAGCAGACUCGCCACUUUCGUUCUUUCAGCAGUGGAUAAAUCUCUUCGAGAAAUCGACAAGACGUCAGCGGAUUGCGAUGAGAGUUGUCGUCGUGCUCAUCUUGUUAGCUGUGACUUUCAUCCUCGCCGUCAUGUGCGCAAAUGUGGUCUUUGUCGCCAAGUGUAGCAGUAUCGAUUCCCGUAUUGCUUCGGCCAGUUUUCCGCUCGUGAACUCCAGCACCAAAGCGCAGAUUGACACGAUUGAAGUGGUAAACUCGUUUACACGCGGUGAAAUCAUCGUUUCGUCCGCCAAUACUGAAACAGGCACUAUGGAUAUCGGCUUUUUUGGAUCAGAGGUAGGAACUAUUGAAGAAGAUCGUCGGUAUUCCUCACUCACUCGCUAA
This is a messenger RNA of Phytophthora sojae, 1449 nucleotides long. RefSeq lists its product as hypothetical. The record is from RefSeq and is a predicted model, not a curated record. The coding region runs from base 1 to 1449 and encodes 482 amino acids. The transcript has 5 exons. NCBI's taxonomy places the organism in Eukaryota, Oomycota, Peronosporomycetes, Peronosporales, Peronosporaceae.